AUGAUUGGCGAUAGUUUCCGUGAUUGGUUAGAAGGCGUUUUACCGAGGCUUAAAGAAAAUGCGGUUAUAAUAAUGGACAACGCGCCAUACCACUCGGUAAAGCUUGAAAAAUGCCCGACUACAAACUGGAGGAAGGCUGAUAUCGUCGAAUGGCUAGAAAGCAAAGGAGAAGUUGUUGACAAAAGUAUGAUAAUACCGGAACUUUUAAAAAUUGUGAGAAGGAUAAAACCGAUGUACAACAAAUACGUUAUCGACGAGAUGAUUUCACAACAAAAUAAAACGGUGUUAAGGUUACCGCCUUACCAUUGCGAGCUCAACCCUAUUGAGUUGGCUUGGUCUGUUGUGAAACGUCACGUGAAGUCCAACAACAAAACCUUUAAAUUGCCCGAUGUGAAAAAUCUUUUGGUUGAAGGAGUUGCUAAAGUGGACGCUGAAAUGUGGAAGAACUUCAUUAGCCACACUAUAAAAGAAGAAAAUAAGUUUUGGGCUUUAGAUGAGACAAUAGACGAUUUGACGGCUGAGCAAGAUAGCAUAAUUAUGACCAUCGGAAAUAGUGACACUGAAGAUGACGAUUUCGAUCUUUUAUCAGAUUGA
Molecule: messenger RNA, 594 nt
Organism: Rhopalosiphum padi (bird cherry-oat aphid)
Lineage: Eukaryota; Metazoa; Arthropoda; Insecta; Hemiptera; Aphididae
Exons: 1
Coding region: 1-594 (197 amino acids)
Molecular function (GO): nucleic acid binding
Source: RefSeq, a predicted model, not a curated record